This is a messenger RNA of Telopea speciosissima, 1827 nucleotides long. RefSeq names its product transcription initiation factor TFIID subunit 8-like. Gene Ontology annotation, cellular component: transcription factor TFIID complex. The transcript has a single exon. Lineage: Eukaryota; Viridiplantae; Streptophyta; Magnoliopsida; Proteales; Proteaceae. The record is from RefSeq and is a predicted model, not a curated record. The coding region runs from base 424 to 1527 and encodes 367 amino acids. Gene Ontology annotation, molecular function: protein heterodimerization activity.
UUUUUGGUCCUUUUUAACGGGAAAGUUCACAGGAUUUCUGUUAUUAGGGUUUACACGUGCGAGGCUGAUUCUGCGAUUUGUUGUCGACUAUUCACUCGCCUGAGAUGCAGCUCUGAUCGCUUCUUGGCGGAUUGGAUGUAUUAGCCCUAUAAAGCACUGGUAAGAGUCCAACAAAAUCAAAGUCUUUCGCAACUUUGUAUUUCAUUUUCCUUUGUUGUAAUUGAAAUGCAAUACCGGUCCGGGGUUCUCUCGAACUCGAAUAUUCUACAGUUUAGAUGUCUAAUAUUUGAUGAGCGAAGUGUUGCUGUCGCAACUCCUAGCUGGAACCGAAAUUCUGUGGGUUAAUUUGCUUCUGUGUGAUCUCCUGAGAAAAAAAAUGGUGUUGGAACCCUGCUUCCGGUGAAAUGAUAUGAAGUUUUGAAUAUGAGCGAUGGAGGUGGGGAGAGUGGAAAAGAGAACAAAGACGACGCCAAGAGGAAAUCGAGGGGAGGCGACGAUUUUGGCCGGGCUAUUGCCAAGAUUGCUGUCGCGCAGAUAUGUGAGAGCGCGGGUUUUCAGGGCUUCCAGCAGUCCGCGGUUGAAGUCCUCUCCGAAAUCGCAAUCCGUUACCUCCGUGACUUAGGCAAGACUGCUAAGUUUUACGCUAAUUUAGCAGGUAGAACACAGUGUAACGUCUUCGAUAUCGUUCAGGGGCUUGAAGAUUUAGGAACUUCGCAGGGUUUUUCCGGUGCAUCAAAUGUCCACCGUUGCACUGCAGGUUCAGGCGUAGUUCAAGUUAUUACGCAGUACUUGAGCUUGGAAGAAGAGCUUCCUUUUUCCCGCCCUGUUCCAUAUUUCCCGGUCAUCAGAGACAGGAAGCUCACUCCAAGUUUUCUGCAGAUCGGAGAGAUGCCGCCUGGCAAAAACAUUCCCCCUUGGUUGCCUGCAUUUCCCGAUUCCCACACGUAUGUUCACACUCCUGUAUGGAAUGAGAGGGCAGCAGAUCCUCGUACAGAUAAAAUUGAACAGGUGAGGCAGCGAAGGAAGGCUGAACGGUCUUUGCUGAGUUUGCAGCAGCGUUUGGCAUGCAAUGGUUCGGCAGCGCCUGCCACAGUGGACCCUGCAGAUGCUGGGAAGCUGAAACGAGCAGCAGGAAGUAACCCAUUUCUUGCUCCACCUCUGCAGUUUAGCGAGAAAGAUGUGUCUUCCGUUGUUCCUCCCCCCCAGCUUUCUAAUGAAGAGGUUCUGGAAAAAAGAGUUUCGGUGUUGGAUACGUUUGCUCCUGCUAUUGAAGCUGCAAAGAGUGGUUUUUAUGAUUCUGGAGAUGGUGAGAGAAAGGACCUCCCUAACAGGAGACCCACUGUGCAUUUCAAGCUCGGGAAUGGGAAGUCUUUAGGUGCACCUCGUUAUUUGAACCUUCACAGUCAGAGUGUGGUGAAAACAGUUCCAUGGUUUGGGAGGGACGAUGAGAAAGAUGACAAGAAGAGGAGAGCAGAGCAAAUUCUGAAGGAAUCCAUGGAAAACCCACGAGAACUUGCUCUGUUGUAAAUUAGUUCAUUGACUGGUUGCUGACUGGUUGCUUGAUCGGGAUUUGUAUACUUGUUCAAGAGUUCUGCAGCAACAGCAAGGGGUGGGUUGUGGGGUAGUCAAAGUCAAAGGCCAUCUUGUUGUUGUGCUAUGGAUAAUAUUAGUGGGACGGACAGUUGGGAGUCCCCCUUGGUUCUACCUUAACAAAUUUUUGAGGUAUGUCAAUGUUUGUUCCCUUCAUACAGUGGCCCUUGUCUUCAAUUCUUUUCAAUGAAAACCUUUUUUCUUCUUCCAUGAUCCUAUAUUGAAUGGAUGCAUGGA